Messenger RNA from Cylicocyclus nassatus, 2392 nucleotides. The record is from the annotation of a GenBank genome assembly. Lineage: Eukaryota; Metazoa; Nematoda; Chromadorea; Rhabditida; Strongylidae.
AUUUCUCUAUUCUGCUGCCGUCUAGCGCACUCUCUUUAACACCUUCAAAUUAUAUAGACUAACGCAAGCAGUUCGUGUUUUCGAAGUCAUAUCUUGGUGGUGCAAUGAAAAUCGAAAGUAAGAUAAAGUGUUUUUUCCUCGUAUUUGGAAUGGUUUAUUUUUUGGAAUCUAUAGGUGGAUUUUACAUGACCAGUGCCAUCGUUUUCAUAGAAAAGCAGUUUCAAAUACCUUCACGACUUAGCGGUACAAUGGUCUCUGCUGGGGAUUUUGCCUACAUACCUGUUGUUAUUUUCACUAGCUAUUUCGGUGGAAAGGGUAAUCGCGCCCGCUGGAUUGGUGGUGGUUGUAUAUUGAUAGCGAUUGCUAAUUUGUUGAUCAGUUCCUCAAAUUUUCUUUUCCCAGCACAGGAAUUGCACGUGAAUAACAGUAACAUUCCGCGCUCCUUAACUUACGAAGUCAACAGAUUUAUACUGAAUGACUCUGUUGAUUUCAACUGGUUCUCUGAGACUUUGAAAGAGGUUGAUCUCAACGAUACCGUCUUCACCGCAAAAGCUGGCUCGCGUCGAAGCGAUAGCCAAAAAUUCAUCAUAUAUCGCUCUUUUUGCUACAACAAUCCCCGCUCAGAAAUAUGUAGCAAGAUGGAGAGUCGUAUCUCGCAGAAGCACGCUAACAACGAAAGAGAUGUCUCUGCCGUACGAUUGCUUACAUCUCUGCCAUACUCGUUCUGUCAUAAUCUUAUAAACAAAUUGAGACAGCAACACAUCGCAGACGAAUGCAAAAAAGAGACAUCAAGUUUGGGGCCGUUUGCAAUGAUUUUCGGGGGACUAAUGCUCCUUGGAGUUGGGAGAACAAUGCCGUUCUCAUUGGGUCUGCCACUAAUGGAUGACAACGUCAGAAAGAACAACCUUCCACUAUUUUUUGCUUCCAUGUUCUUCGUGAGAAUUCUUGGGCCAGUUAUUGGUUUAUUAGUCGGAAGCAAGCUGAACGAGAUUUACUAUACAUUUGAUCCUCCACAAGGGCUCACUCCAUUGGAUCCUAUGUGGAUCGGCUGCUGGUGGCUAGGAUUUCUCAUCUUUGGUGCACUUCUGUUUUUCCCUUCUCUUGCAUUGUUUCUUUUCCCUUCGGAUAAACUUGAUAAGGAGGAGAUCACAAAAGCCAUAACUCGCGAAAAAAGCAAUCGCAGUAAUGAUGAUCCUAUUGCGAAGCCAAGAAAGAGACUGAAUCUACGCGACAAGCACUUGAAAGUGCACGAAGACAUCACUGCCAAAGAAAGAAUCACAGAAUUCCUCGGACUUAUUCGAAACCUUUUUCAAAAUCCCAUCUACGUAGGCGCCGUGUUGGGAAGGGUCGUCGAAGUAUUGGCAUUGAAAGGGUUCUUUGUUUUCCUUGGAAAGUACCUUGAAAUUCAAUUUGGUGUACCACAAUACAGGAUACAAAAAUUCAGAGCCGCAGUCGGUGUCGUGAGCUUUGCUAUUGGUGUGAUCAUAGGCAGUGUAUGCAUGAGGAAAUUUCGCCUUCAGGGUAGAAAGGCAGCUGUAUGGGUUGCUUUCUGUUCAUUCGUAUCCGCCUUGAUUCCGUUACUGAAUGCCUUCAUAGGAUGCAAGUCUGUGAUUGGAGAAAUCGGAAAACAAGGAAUAGCAAGCAACUUUUCCUUCCCACCAUGCCGACCGGACUGUCUGUGCGACGGGAUGCCAUUCUAUCCAGUUUGCAAUGACAAAGGAGAUAUCUUCUAUUCGCCUUGUCAAGCGGGAUGCCCACUCAGUGGAGCUAAUUUCAGCAUCUUUAGCAAGAUGGAUAAGGGAAAAUCUCUGGUAUUUACAGAGUGUGAGUGCGCCGGUAGCGGCACUUUAGCUGUAAGCAGGGAUUACUGUCCUGUCGAGCACUGUAACAGCCAGUUCUACAGAUAUUUCUUUAACGAAGCGCUCGGUUCAGUGUUUGCUGGCUUAUCCGUAGUGCCAGGAAUUUUGAUAGUUCUGAGGUCUGUACCUCCACAGCAUCGUAGCAUUUCCCUAGGCAUCAGUGGCUUCCUUGUCAGCUUGUUAGCAACAUUACCGUCUCCUGUAUUCUGGGGUAAGAUAUACGAUACGACCUGCCUAAUGUGGCAGAAAUCAUGCAGCAAGACUGGAGCAUGUCCAAUUUAUGAUACUGAUGAGCUGCGAUUACGAGUUCACUUCAUUUACGCUGCUUUACGGAUGCUUUCGCUGGUCUUCGACAUCUGGGUUGUGUAUUGGGCCAAAGGCCUCAAAAUAAUUGACGAGGAGGGAGAGGAAAGAGAUGGUAAAGAUAUACGUGAACUUCAACCACUGAAUGAAGAAGCAGACUCGAAGCUUGGAUCUGAAUCUCUAGAAGUGGAAGAAUAAUAGAAGAUUGAUGUAAUAAAUAUUCUAAAGCG